Molecule: messenger RNA, 1308 nt
Organism: Neoarthrinium moseri
Lineage: Eukaryota; Fungi; Ascomycota; Sordariomycetes; Amphisphaeriales; Apiosporaceae
Exons: 4
Coding region: 1-1308 (435 amino acids)
Biological process (GO): regulation of gene expression
Cellular component (GO): cytoplasm; Rpd3L-Expanded complex; Rpd3L complex
Molecular function (GO): histone binding
Source: RefSeq, a predicted model, not a curated record
AUGGCGCCCGCUACGGUUGAAGAUGUCGAGAUGGACUCCGCCCCCUACGACGUCGAGGAGGACGAGGCCCAGCGCCUCAUCAACGAGGAGUACAAGACCUGGAAGAAGAACGCGCCAUUCCUCUAUGACAUGAUCCUGAGCACCGCCCUGACCUGGCCCACCCUGACCGUUCAGUGGUUCCCCGAUGUCAAGGAGCCCGAAGGCAAGAACUGCCGCAUCCACCGCGCCCUGCUCGGCACCCACACCUCCGAGGGCAAGCAGAACUACCUCCAGAUUGCCGAGGUUGAGAUCCCAAAAGACGUCAAGGCAAACCCCAAGGACUUCGACGAGGAGCGCGGCGAGAUUGGCGGCCAUGGCAAGAUCGACAAGAGCGCCGUCAAGUGGAAUAUCGUCCAGAAGAUCGACCAUCCCGAGGAGGUCAACAAGGCCCGCUACUGCCCCCAAAACCCGGACCUGAUUGCCACCCUGGCUACAAACGGCAACAUCCUCAUAUUCGACCGCACCAAGCACAGCAAUACCCCCAACGGCAAGGUCAACCCCCAGAUCGAGCUUCGCGGCCACGAGAAGGAGGGCUUCGGCCUGAGCUGGAACCCCCAUGUCGAGGGCUCCCUGGCCACCGGCAGCGAGGAUAUGACUGUCCGCCUGUGGGACCUCAAGUCUCUAGAGACCGGCAAAAACAUUCUGAACCCCGCCCGCACCUUCACACACCACACCAACAUCGUCAAUGACGUCCAAUACCACCCCAUCUCAAAGAGCUUCAUUGGCUCUGUUUCCGAUGACUUGACUCUGCAAAUCCUCGAUGUCCGCCAGCCGUCCGACACCCAAUCCUCCCUCAUCGCCAAGAAUGGCCACAGCGACGCUAUCAACGCGCUAGCAUUCAACCCCUCGACUGAGAUCCUGGUCGCCACGGCCUCGGCCGACAAGACUAUUGGCAUCUGGGAUCUGCGCAACGUCAAGGAGAAGGUUCACACCCUGGAGGGACACCAGGAUGCCGUGACUUCCAUAUCGUGGCACCCGCACGAGGCCGGCAUCCUUGGCAGUGCCAGCUACGACCGAAGAAUCAUCUUCUGGGAUCUUGCACGAGUUGGCGAGGAACAGCAGCCCGAUGACCAAGAAGAUGGUCCGCCUGAGCUUCUGUUCAUGCACGGUGGCCACACCAACCACCUUGCCGACUUCAGUUGGAACCUGAAUGAGCCAUGGCUAGUCGCCAGUGCCGCCGAGGACAACAUGCUGCAGGUCUGGAAGGUCGCCGAUUCCAUCGUAGGCAAGGAUGAAGGCGACAUCAGUCUCGAUGAGAUGGGCAGAUAG